UACAAAUCGCCACUUUCUCUUCUCUUCCUUAAAGUUCGCGCCAAGGCAUUCCAAUCCCUAUACCAAUGUAUACUAUUGUAAGACAAAGAUGGAGGACCUCCGCCCACUUUCAUAUAUUAUCAUCUCGCUGCUCUAUAUCCUCGCCAUGAUUACCAUCGCCAUGCGAAUAUGGGUUCGAGGUUAUUCCAUGAAGUCCUUUGGCUGGGACGACUGGGCCAUGGCGUCUUUAUUGAUUUUCUUUUCUUUCCAACAAGCUCUCCUGUAUUUUUUUCUCGAAUUUGGUGCCGGGAUGCAUAUCACACAAGUCAUGCAAGAUCAUCCCGAGUGGAUGACGAUACUUCUCAAGGGCCUGCUGCUUGAAGAAUAUUGGUACGUCUUCAUGCAAUUUGCUGUCAAGAUGUGCUUUCUUCUGUUCUUCUUUCGGCUAUCUGAAACGCAGCUAUUUUUGCAAUUUCUUUGGGCCAUAAUUGGAUUCCAUAUGCUGUCUACGAUAGCCAUUUGGCUUCUUUAUUCAUUACAGUGCCGUCCUUUGCAGGCUUUCUAUGCCCCAGAAUUAUAUCCAGACGCCAAAUGCCUGAGUACUACCAUAACAUAUUUCGUUCCUUAUUCUCUCAAUUUGUUUGUCGAUGUUUGCAUACUAUUUCUCCCGCUCCCGACUAUUUGGACAUUGCAAAUGUCCCUAAAAAGACGAGUCGCUGUACUUGUUGUACUGACAACGGGUGGCUCUGCUGUCCUUAUCGGUGGUCUACGUGCAAUUAUUCUCAUUGAGUUCUCAAAAUCACCCGAUUUUACAUACUCUUUAGGGAAAAUGGUCAUCAUUAGCAGUGCUGAGAUGUCCAUUGGAAUCAUUGCCGCCAAUAUGCCCGCUCUGAAAGCUUUCUGGAGCUGCUGGCGACAAAAUAAGUUGGGAGUUGGCAAAGCCACUGAUCUCACUGGCAGCAACAGUGCUGCCGUCAACAACUCAAAGGCAGCGUAUAAAGGUGCAAUCGAAAUGAAUUCGAACGGAACGUCAGCCAAAAAUGAUACGAAGAUCAAUAAGAGUUAUACCGAUGGUUUACUACCAACGGAGAGCGAGGAACAACUGUGCGAUAAUUGA
Messenger RNA from Trichoderma harzianum CBS 226.95, 1096 nucleotides. RefSeq lists its product as hypothetical. Bases 89 to 1096 code for a protein of 335 amino acids. The transcript has 6 exons. NCBI's taxonomy places the organism in Eukaryota, Fungi, Ascomycota, Sordariomycetes, Hypocreales, Hypocreaceae. The record is from RefSeq and is a predicted model, not a curated record.